AUGAUCGAAGACUUUGGCGAUGUGACGGUAGUGGUCACGGAUUCGCUUUUAUUAUUAUUUUUUGAUCCACUACGACGACGAUCUCCGUCAUUACUUGAAAGUGACAAUGUCAAAGGUCUUAACCCACGAUUUGAUAGUGCUUUUCGCCGUCUUUUACAAACCAAAAUUAUGAUGGUUAACAUACCAAUCAUUAGAACAAAAACAGUAAUUCCUAUAAUGGUUUUUGCAAACGGUGUAUCCAUUGUUGAACCACUAUUAUUAACACUAGUAGAAUUGGUGGUGGCAGUAGUAGUUGAAAUUAAAGCUGUGCUACUAGCUGAUGUAGCAUCAGUUGCAGCUACAGUAACCGUUAGAUUCGUUAAAUCUGCUUCUUUUAUUUUCAAUAAUGAAUCCAAAGAUCCUAGAUUUAUAAAUUCAAAAUUUCCUUGUCUCCGUCCCACUCCACUUGAACCUCAUUAUAACAAAUCUCUUAUUGAGGCACUAAAAGUUUUAAGAAAAUCAAGAGAACUUAGUGGUAAUGUUAAAAGUGAAUCAAGUUAUCGUGAUGCAAUAGCAGCUUUAAAAUCAUAUCCACGUGAUAUAAAAAGCGGUAAAGAAGCUAUAAAAAUUGCAUGUAUUGGUGAUAAAAUAGGACAUCAUAUUCAAACAUUUCUUGAAACUGAUAAUAUUCCCGAGGUUGAGGAGACAUUAAAGGAUCCAAAAUUUCAAACAUUGUACAUAGAAGAAAUUAUUGAAAUUUUAGAUAAAGAAAUUAAAGAAAUCGACCCGUUAUACCUUUUAAUACCUGUUGGUGGUUAUCGUAGAGGUAAAGAAAUUAAUGGGGAUUUAGAUUUGCUUGUGUCGUACCCAGAAGGAAAUAUGGAUCCGCAUUCAUUAAGUAAAAUUAUGAGUAAACUUGAUGAUAAAGGUUUAUGUUUUUUUGCAUUUUGGCAACAAAGUAAAAAUAUUUAUCGUCAAGUUGAUAUUGUUAUUGCACCUAAAAGUUCUGCAGUUUUUGAAAAAUCCUUUAGAGAGUAUACAAAGAAGGUAAAAAAAAUGAGAAUUACAUCUCAUGGUCUUUUUACAGAUACUUCACCACGUCAACGUAUCAAUGUUUCAAACGAGAAAGAAAUAUUUGAAAUUUUGGAAGUUCCUUGGCUAGAACCUGAAAUGAGAAAUUGCUAA
Entrophospora candida is the source of this 1164-nucleotide messenger RNA. The record is from the annotation of a GenBank genome assembly. NCBI's taxonomy places the organism in Eukaryota, Fungi, Glomeromycota, Glomeromycetes, Entrophosporales, Entrophosporaceae.